UGUAAGAGCAUUUCCACCCCAACAGCCUAGCCCAAACAAAAGGUCCUUAGGCCUCAAAAACCAUUUUCAGUGCAGCAAUUUGGGCAAAUGGUGGGCUCCACCAAGUCUGGGCAGGGCCUAAAGCAAGAAUAUCCUGAGGUAAUGACAUCAGCGUUGAUGUCAUUAACGUAAAUUUUUUUUAAUUGAAAAAAAUUCUAAAAAAUUCAGAAAUAUUUUUUUUAUACAUACCUAGCAAUUUUUAUUAUUAUUAAUCUCAUACAUAUAAAUAAAAUUAAUCUCAUAUGAAUAAUAAUUGCUCUUGAAUUAUCAUGGCAAUAAAUAAAAAAAUAAAAAAAAUAAAAAAAAGACAAUCACUAUUUACAUAAAUAAUUUCUAUUUGCUCUGACACGAACGUGCUCUAAAAAAACGCACAUCUUGUCUUCACCAACUGACUAAACCAUGUCUCCGUAAUUUGCACGUUGUCGGUUAAUGAUCCAUACGAACUUAAACGUAAACGGGAAUUCGACCACGCAGACAAGGACACGAAUUAGUACUCGAAUAAGACCCGCUCCUUGCCCGUUUCUCUCUCCCUCCCUUCCUCCCUCUCUCUCUCUCUCUCUCUCAAAACCAGACAAAUACCAUCUACUUUGAAAGCAUAACGUUCGACUCAAAAUUCCAGAUGCCUGAGCUCGAAGUUGUCAAGCUGCUUAAGCCCCACGCAGCCUCAUACGACGUCGCUUUCGUCCCCCUACAUUCAAAUUCCUUCGAAUCAAAUCAUCAUCCACCUCUCACUCAUAAUCACAAGCAUCGGAAUCAAAUUCAUUCCUCAAUUAUCACUUCGUCCCAAUCUCCCCCUCUCCCAGAAACCGACCAGCGGUUCUAUUUUCCAAAAACAAAACGAAGCGCAGAAUCAAAAUGCUUUCUCUCCACCUUCUCAAACCCCCAAUAUUCGCCGGAGCGCGAAGCACUCUCGCCCGGGCCAAUGCGGCCACUCCACGUGCGUGCCUUAGCGUGGACGUGCGCACGGUCGAUCAAUCGAAGCCAGGGGUGGCGGUGGGGAGCCAGGAGGUGAUGGAGGCGGAGGGGAGGGUUCUGGUGGGGACGUACAAAAGGCCGCCCGUGGUGUUGUACAGUGGCAAAGGAUGUAAAUUGUACGAUCCUGAAGGGCGAGAGUAUUUGGAUUUGUAUUCUGGGAUUGCAGUGAACGCUCUUGGACACGGGGAUCCUGAUUGGAUACGGGCUGUCACAGAGCAAGCCCGUACGCUCACCCACGUCAGCAACGCCUACUAUUCCAUCCCUCAGGUGGAGCUAGCAAAACGUUUGGUGGCUUGCUCCUUUGCUGAUCGUGUCUUUUUCUCCAACUCUGGCACAGAAGCAAAUGAAGCUGCCAUAAAAUUUGCAAGAAAGUUUCAAAGAUUCUCAUUUCCUGAAAAGAAAGAGCCUGCAACAGAAUUCAUUUCUUUCACCAACAGCUUCCAUGGGAGAACGAUGGGGGCCGUUGCUUUGACGAGUAAGGAGCAUUAUCGGUCGCCAUUUGAGCCUGUCAUGCCUGGAGUUACUUUCUUGGAGUAUGGCGAUAUACAAGCUGCAACAAAACUAAUUCAUUCUGGCAAAAUUGCUGCUGUGUUUCUUGAACCUCUCCAGGGCGAAGGUGGCAUACUUAGCGCAACUAAAGAAUUCUUGCAAUCCUUGCGUGGUGCUUGUGAUGAUUCGGGGUCGCUACUGGUCUUUGAUGAGGUUCAAUGCGGCUUAGGCCGAACUGGUUAUCUCUGGGCACAUGAAGCUUAUGGUGUAUUCCCAGACAUAAUGACGCUGGCCAAGCCUCUUGCAGGAGGCCUCCCCAUAGGAGCUGUUUUAGUUACAGAAAAAGUCGCUGCUUCAAUAAAAUAUGGAGAACAUGGAAGCACAUUUGCUGGAGGGCCGCUUAUAUGCAAUGCCGCCCUUUCUGUUUUGAACAAAAUCUCAAAGACCGAGUUUCUAUCCGGCGUCUCGAACAAAGGUCAGUACUUCAAAGAAUUGUUAACAAAGAAGCUGGGAAAAAAUCCACACGUGAGAGAAGUACGUGGUUCAGGACUUAUCGUUGGUGUAGAGCUAGAUGUUUCUGCUUCACCACUCGUCGAUGCCUGUCGAAAUUUGGGUCUUCUAAUAAUAACAGCAGGAAAAGGAAAUGUUCUCAGGCUUGUGCCCCCUUUGAUUAUCUCUAAGCAAGAAUUGGAGUAUGCAGCUGAGGUAUUGCUUGAAUGUUUGCCGGUCCUUGAUGGCUCUAAUUGAAGUUCAAGUACCUAUAACCAUUUAGCUUCAUAUAUUUUUUGGUCGAAAAUUUAGCUUCAUAUAUGACAUGUACGUUAUUGCUGGGUUUUAUGUUAGCUCAGUUUGUGCAUGUCUCUGUUUUGCGCAGUCCGAUCGUUAAGCUAUCAAUUGCAUCUUUAUAUACAUAGAGCUAUAUGUAAUGGUUAUGGUGGUAGGUAUUCUCAUGAGGGUUUACAUCUUAGCUGUUAGAUUUGAUAUGGAUGGAUAAGAUCCAUCUCUUUGAUUCUUAUUUGUGAGAAACUAGUUCAUAAGUACAUAGUAAUUACAAGCAUGAACAUUGAUAUGAUCAAAUAGUCCCAUAACACUACUAGAAAGACAAACACAACAAGACACAGAUGCAGGCCACAACCCUAA
This is a messenger RNA of Prunus persica (peach), 2643 nucleotides long. Its product is annotated as acetylornithine aminotransferase, mitochondrial. Gene Ontology annotation, cellular component: chloroplast stroma. Bases 895 to 2250 code for a protein of 451 amino acids. The record is from RefSeq and is a predicted model, not a curated record. Lineage: Eukaryota; Viridiplantae; Streptophyta; Magnoliopsida; Rosales; Rosaceae. Gene Ontology annotation, biological process: arginine metabolic process. Gene Ontology annotation, molecular function: pyridoxal phosphate binding; transaminase activity; identical protein binding. The transcript has 3 exons.